Molecule: messenger RNA, 468 nt
Organism: Aspergillus oryzae RIB40
Lineage: Eukaryota; Fungi; Ascomycota; Eurotiomycetes; Eurotiales; Aspergillaceae
Exons: 1
Coding region: 1-468 (155 amino acids)
Molecular function (GO): zinc ion binding
Source: RefSeq, a predicted model, not a curated record
AUGGUAUUUAAGCUUCCUGAAGUCAAAUUCCUCAGAGUAGGCUCAGCCGCAUUCACUUCUCGUAACCAAGCACUGCCAAGAAAGAAGCCAAAGGAAGCCCUCGGCAUUGUUGCUGGUCAAGAACUCCCCCGUCGUGGUCGCUGCUCGCACUAUGGCAAAAGCUAUCGCUGGUUUCGAUUUAGCUGCUGCGCCAAGGUAUUUCCUUGUGAUAAAUGUCACGAUGCGGAGACAGACCACCCAAACGAACACGCGAACCGUAUGAUUUGUGGCUUUUGUUCCAGAGAGCAAAUAUACCGGCCUGAAAACUGCGGCGUCUGUCGUGCAGUUCUCAUAGGGAAAGCAGGAAGUGGAUUCUGGGAGGGUGGAAAGGGCACACGCAACAAAGUAUUGAUGAGCCGGAAAGACCCACGGAAGUACAAGCGUCGGCCAGGCUCAACUCCGGGAGGUUCUUCUUCGAAGAAAAAAUGA